AUGCCUCAGCCAAUCCCCAAGUCGGACAGCUUAAUCGACCUUUUCAACCUCAAGGGCAAGGUCAUCGUUAUCACCGGUGCCUCUGGUCCUCGGGGAAUGGGCAUCGAGGCCGCUCGUGGCUGCGCUGAGAUGGGUGCUGAACUUGCUAUCACAUACUCCUCGCGAAAAGAGGGUGCCGACAAGAACGUGGAGGAGUUAACUAAGGCCUAUGGCGUCAAAGUCAAGGCUUACAAGUGCGACAUAUCUGAGUUCGCCAACUGCGAGCAGCUCGUCCGCGACGUCGUGAAGGACUUCGGCCACAUCGACGGCUUUAUCGCCAAUGCUGGGGCUACUGCUGAUGGCGGCGUCAUUGAUGCUUCGAGAGAGGAUUGGGACAAGGUCAUUCAGAUCGACCUGAACGGCACCGCAUACUGCGCCAAGGCCGUCGGUCCCCACUUCAAGAAGCAGGGCCACGGCUCAUUCAUCAUCACCGCCUCCAUGUCCGGCCACAUUGCCAACUUCCCGCAGGAGCAGACCUCCUACAACGUCGCCAAGGCCGGCUGCAUCCAUAUGGCCCGAUCCCUGGCUAACGAAUGGCGCGACUUCGCUCGGGUCAACUCCAUCUCGCCCGGAUACAUCGAUACCGGCCUGUCGGACUUCAUCGAGAAGAAGACGCAGGACUUAUGGUACUCCAUGGUACCUAUGGGCCGUCCUGGCCUGGCGAAGGAGUUGAAGGCGGCCUAUGUGUACUUGAUUAGCGACGCCAGCACGUACACGACCGGCGCUGAUAUUGUUAUUGAUGGCGGAUACACUUGCAGAUAG
Daldinia vernicosa is the source of this 801-nucleotide messenger RNA. Its product is annotated as L-xylulose reductase. The coding region runs from base 1 to 801 and encodes 266 amino acids. Lineage: Eukaryota; Fungi; Ascomycota; Sordariomycetes; Xylariales; Hypoxylaceae. The record is from RefSeq and is a predicted model, not a curated record. Gene Ontology annotation, cellular component: intracellular anatomical structure. Gene Ontology annotation, molecular function: oxidoreductase activity, acting on NAD(P)H, oxygen as acceptor. The transcript has a single exon.